Messenger RNA from Saccostrea cuccullata (small rock oyster), 1176 nucleotides. RefSeq lists its product as uncharacterized. The record is from RefSeq and is a predicted model, not a curated record. Lineage: Eukaryota; Metazoa; Mollusca; Bivalvia; Ostreida; Ostreidae. The transcript has a single exon. The coding region runs from base 23 to 1162 and encodes 379 amino acids.
AGUUUAUACUAUAGAUAUUGUAAUGGAAAAUGAUGGCAAUAUUACAGAAUGUCAGUGUGAGUGUGCAGCAGGAAUGGGACCUCUAGCACACUGUAAACAUAUAUGCACAGCACUGUUUGCAUGCCUUUCAUUCAAAACACACGGAUCUGUGAAAACCGAACAAACAUGCACACAAAGGCUGCAAACGUUUCAUAGAGUGAGGCCACAUAGAGGAACCCCUAUGAAAGCGAAUAACCUGGACAUGCCUGGAUGUGAUGAAAUUUGUAAUUUCGCAGAUGGAUUUGAUCCUAGGCCUUUCGAGUAUAGGAAUAAUCUAGGAUACAAGUCUUACUUCCAGAAUGUAUGCCUUUCAUAUCCAGGAGUAAGCAAGACCCCUAUAUUUCAAACUUUCCCUCCAGCAAACAUGAGGGGCAUUGAUGUGGACCAUGACUACUUUACUCUUCAAGGAAGCUAUGCGUAUUUAAAUGAAAUAAAUGUUUCACAGAUUACAGAAGAAGAGGCACGAAUUCUGAAUUUAAAUACAGCAAAACAGGCUGCAUGCAAUAUGUGGCAUGAAGAAAGAUGCAAGCGUCUGCACUCUUCUGUGUUUGGCAGAAUUUGCAAAAUGACUGAUAGAACAGACAAAGUAAAAUUAGCAGAGACACUUGUUACGAAACAACGCAAACUUCAUUCUGCACCAAUUCUCCAUGGACAAAAGUUUGAAAAAGUUGCCAUGAAAAAAUUCCAAGACAUUACUGGACAUACAGUGUAUGACACAGGAAUAUGUGUAAGCCUUACAAAUCCGUAUUUGGCCGCUUCACCGGAUGGAAUCAUCGACGAAGACACUGUUGUGGAAGUGAAAUGCCCUUAUAUUGCAAGGAACGAAAUGAUCUCCAGACAGACAGUCCCAUACAUAAGACAAAAUGACGGCAAAUUUUCAUUGGACAAAAACCAUGAUUAUUACUAUCAAGUUCAGGGACAACUUUUUUGUGCAGAGAAAAAAAUAUGUUACUUUAUUGUAUAUACAUUCAAUGAUAUUUUAUUUUUCCCAAUUCAAAGAAAUGAUAAUUUUAUUUCAGAGAUGAUAAGAAAACUGAAUAUUUUCUAUGAAAAUCAUUUCAGGACUGCUGUUCUAGAAAAAAAUUAUUUCAAAUCUUAUGAAGACUGUCAUUGUUCAAAAUAAAUUUGAAAGAUUAA